AUGGAAUAUACUACAGUUGAAGUUAAAUUUUCGCAAUCCGAUUUAAAAGAAGACUCCAAAAAGCUUGCUCUAGACAACUAUGCAGAAAACAACUACAGGCUUGGCUUGAUCUUUAGCGAUCCUAAACCUGAAGACCCAGAGCCAACAACGCUCCAAGAAGGUUUAUUAAAUACCCCAGAAUUUUCAGUAAAAUUAGAUGAUCUUCAGCACAUGACAAGUACCUUUUCAGAGUCAAUAAAUUCAAUUAGAAGCGGAAACUUAGAGCAUGGCUUAAAACUUGCUGAAUCGUAUGGACUUGUUGAUAUGGAAUCUCCUGACAUCACAUUUCUAAAAAAUCGUGAAAGCAUUCGAAGAAACAAAAUCGCACAGACUCCGAAUAUUCUUCCAUGGACCUCUGGAGACAGCAUCACAAUAUUCCCAUUAUAG
Molecule: messenger RNA, 426 nt
Organism: Blepharisma stoltei
Lineage: Eukaryota; Ciliophora; Heterotrichea; Heterotrichida; Blepharismidae
Source: the annotation of a GenBank genome assembly